AUGGUUAGGAAUGGUCAAACCUGUCGGUUCUGGAGCGAUAACUGGAGUCCAUUUGGGUGCCUCACUGAUUUCUUGAAUCUCCCUCACUCAACCCGGCUAGGAAUCCCGCGAACUGCUACUCUCGCCAGUCUGAAUGUUCAAGGGAAUUGGAUACUACCUGCAGCAAGAUCAGAGAAACAAGUCCAAGUUCAGAUCUUUCUCUCAACUAUUACACUCACGGAUGCUGAAGAUCAAUAUAGUUGGGUGGUGGAUGGAUCAAAAUCAACUACCUUCAGUACUGGAGCUGUUUAUAAGGCGAUCAAGCACCACAACCCUAUUGUAGAAUGGAGAAAGACAAUAUGGUGCUCAAGAGGAACUCCUAAGCACAGCUUCUUAGCUUGGCUAUUCACUCUGAACCGUUGCCCAACAAGAGAUCGACUGCUGUCUUGGGGACUCAACACCCCUUCUACAUGCCUUCUAUGCAACAAUUGUGAUGAAAGCCGUAAUCAUCUCUUCUUUGAAUGUGUUUACUCCUCACAGGUCUGGCACAAUAUGGGAAGUCGAUCAGGCAUAACUACCUCCACAUCUUGGGAGUUGACUCUCACCGCGCUUCAUCACCUGUCAGGGCCGCGACAUGCAAAGCUGCUUCCUCUCUUCGUGUGGCACAGCACAAUCUAUUACAUCUGGUCAGAACGGAAUGCAAGGCUGCAUAGGAACAUCUAUCGACCUCCGGACUCGAUCGCCAAUUCCAUCCGUUCCUACAUCAAGGCAAAAAUAGCUGCAAUCAGACCAACCUCCCCGUCUCUGGCUUCCUCUCUAUUUCGCUUGUGGAAUCGGUGA
Molecule: messenger RNA, 819 nt
Organism: Brassica rapa (field mustard)
Lineage: Eukaryota; Viridiplantae; Streptophyta; Magnoliopsida; Brassicales; Brassicaceae
Source: RefSeq, a predicted model, not a curated record